Molecule: messenger RNA, 369 nt
Organism: Penicillium cosmopolitanum
Lineage: Eukaryota; Fungi; Ascomycota; Eurotiomycetes; Eurotiales; Aspergillaceae
Exons: 2
Coding region: 1-369 (122 amino acids)
Source: RefSeq, a predicted model, not a curated record
AUGGACACGAUUACCUCAACAACAGAUACACUCCCUCCCUAUACCCGACGAAGAUCAGACGCGGCACCAAUCCCAAUAUCAGAUCUAGAUCAAGAAACCCCGAAACCAGAAAGUACGCAUUCCAGCACGAGAACUACGGAGCGCCUGUCGAAGAGAUUCCGUCGCGCUUCGAAGGAUAUGGUGCCUAAGCGAAAUCGUCGUUCCCAGGAUUCAACCUCUACGAAAGAUUCUGAACUUCCAAUCUCGCCGACUUCCGCAACAAGUACAACCUCAGGCAAGAAGAGCAAAUCUCAUGUUGUGGAAAUCCCUGGUCGUCCCCAGUUUGCUGAGGGUUUGCCGAUGUUCCCUAUGCGUGCGAAGAAGGCUUAG